AUGGGGGACGUUCUCGACCAGCCUGACCUCUCCAACAAGAAGCACGAUAUUGCCGGGGAACCAUUGAGCGCAAAGCCGGCUGUUGCACCUUUCUCGGCAGAUGAGAAGGCUGCCGCACUCGAUGGAUCAUCGCAUACGCCUUCGGUAGCAGCCGAGGAUGAUGGUUUCGGCGGUGACUUUCCCACCGCCGAGGAGAAGAAGACCCUCCGACGAGUCGGCGACCCAGUUCCCAAAGCAGCGUUCCUGGUCGCUGUCGUCGAACUUUGCGAGCGCUUCACCUACUAUGGCGCCUCUGGUCUUUUCCAGAACUACAUCCAACGGCCGCUCGAUGGAAGUGAAGGACCUGGUGCCCUUGGUAUGGGCCACCAGGGUGCGACUGGUCUCUCUACCUUCUUCCAGUUCUGGUGCUACGUGACGCCCAUCUUUGGUGCUAUCAUCGCCGACCAGUAUCUCGGAAAGUACAACACCAUCCUCAUCUUCUGCUUCGUCUACAUUGCCGGUCUCCUCAUCCUGGUCACGACUUCGAUCCCCAGCGCGCUGUCUGCUGGCGCCGGCUUAGGAGGCUUCGUUACCGCCAUCGUCAUCAUCGGUCUCGGUACCGGUGGCAUCAAGUCGAACGUCGCACCGCUCAUCGCCGACCAAUACAAACGCCGUCAGAUGAAGGUCACAACCGACAAGAAGACAGGCGAGCGCAUCAUCAUCGACCCCGCCAUCACCAUCACGCGCAUCUACAUGAUCUUCUACUUCUGCAUUAACCUGGGCUCGCUCUCGCUCAUCGCAACGCCCUACAUGGAGCGCGAUGUCGGCUUCUGGUCAGCGUUCUUGCUCUGCUUGUGCAUGUUCCUUGUCGGAACGUUGACGCUUGUCCUGGGACGAAAGGUCUACGUCGUGCGCCCGCCUCAGGGCUCCGUUGUCACGGACUGCUUCCGCGUCAUCUGGAUGAUGAUCAAGGGCCGCAACAUGAACGCCGCGAAGCCGACAUACCAGGCCGGUCUGGGCAACGACUCUGUAGCCACCAAGAUAAAGUGGGACGACCACUUCGUCGAAGAAGUCAAGCGCGCCCUGACCGCCUGCAAAGUCUUCUGCUUCUACCCAGUCUACUGGGUCGUAUACGGGCAAUUCUCCAACAACUUCGUCUCGCAAGCCGGGCAGAUGGCCUCGCACGGCAUCCCCAACGACCUCAUGCAGAACUUCGACCCCAUCGCCAUCAUCGUCUUCCUCCCCAUCAUGGAACGCCUCGUCAUGCCCGCGCUGCGCCGCGCGAAAAUCCGCUUCCCGCCUAUCAACCGCAUCGUCGCCGGCUUCUGGGUCGCCUCCAUGGCAAUGGUGUACGCCGCCGUCCUCCAACACUACAUCUACCAAGCCGGGCCCUGCUACUCCGCGCCCCUCUGCGACGCUUCAAAGGACGCCUCGGGCCAAACCACCGGCAACAACAUCCACAUCGCCGCCCAAACAGGCGCCUACAUGCUCAUCGGCAUCUCCGAGAUCUUCGCCUCGGUAACCGGCUACGAAUACGCCUACACCAAGGCGCCCCCCUCCAUGAAGUCCUUCGUGCAAUCCAUGUUCCUGCUCACCAACGCCUUUGGGUCCGCUAUUUCCGAAGCGUUAAAUCCUGUGCUGUACGACCCUGCGAUCCAGUGGAUGUACGUUGGCAUCGCGGUCGCGAGUUUUGUCGCCGGGUGUUUGAUUUGGAUUCUUUUCCACCAUUUGAAUGACAGUGAGGAGGAGAUGAAUGCUAUGGAUCAGGAUUACGAUGAGGAUGCUACGUUGAGGAGGAGUAGUGUGCAUGAGGAGAGGACGGUGGGGUUGCAUCAUGAUCAUGAGAAGAAUUAA
Didymosphaeria variabile is the source of this 1833-nucleotide messenger RNA. RefSeq names its product peptide transporter ptr2. Gene Ontology annotation, molecular function: tripeptide transmembrane transporter activity; dipeptide transmembrane transporter activity. Gene Ontology annotation, biological process: transmembrane transport; oligopeptide transport. Gene Ontology annotation, cellular component: fungal-type vacuole; plasma membrane. The transcript is spliced from 2 exons. Lineage: Eukaryota; Fungi; Ascomycota; Dothideomycetes; Pleosporales; Didymosphaeriaceae. The coding region runs from base 1 to 1833 and encodes 610 amino acids. The record is from RefSeq and is a predicted model, not a curated record.